CAAAGCAUUCAACUUUUCCUCACGAAGUCGCAGAAAGCCAUUGAAAACCUUCCCACUCACUCUUUUCUAUUGCUCUCACUUUUCCCAUAUCUCUCUGCUACGUCUCUCUGUUUCACCAUCACAACAACAAUGACCGAGAACUCUAGCUGUUUCAACGGCAUCGUACGCCGGCUUUUAUGCACCGGCAACGUUCCGACUCACCCGUCAUCAGAUUACAUUCUAGACUCUAACCCAACCCAACUCGUUAAACCACCCAAAACUCCAAACCAUGAACCCAAGUUCCAAACUUUUCCUUCGCCUUCGGCUACAGCCACGCCUGGAAUAGUAGCCAGGUUAAUGGGGCUGGAGUCUCUUCCCGAGACGAACUGGGUGAGAGCCCCGGAUUUGGUUACCAGAAGUAAGUCGGUGAGCUUUGCAGAUUACUUGAUGGAUUUUGAUUUGACUCCGACUAAUCAGCACCGCCGUGUCCGGACCUCCGUCUCUUUCCGGGAGGUUCCGGGGGUUAUGAGUCAGCAGGAGAGUCAGGAUUUUCUGGUGGUGUAUUUGGAUAGUGUGGAUAAGGGGAAGGAGUUCGGGUCGAAAGUGAAGAAAACAGAGGAAGUGAAACAGGGGAAGGAACAGAGGAGUAAGAACAGGGAGAGUAGUGAGGUGAUUAAGAAGAAGAAUGAAGAGAAGGUAGUGAAGAAAAAUAGCAAGAAGGUUUCGAAGUUGAAAGAUGAGCCUAGAAGAGAAUGUAGUGCCCAAUCUUCGAAGGUUAGUCGUAAUUGCAAAGGAGACGAGGGUUUGGGGUACUCUGUUCCUUAUAAGAAGGUUGUGAGCAAAAAUGGUGGAGCAAAUUUAAGUGAAGGUAGUGGGGAACAUACUCCACCGAAGAAAACAACGACUCAGAAGAAGAAGAAAGUGGUGCAAGAGCCAAAAUGCAAGAAGGGAAAACAUCAGAAUGAAGCUAAGAAAAGAGUGGCUGUUGACAAUAGUUCGUGCUCGGAGAAUUCAAGUCCUGUUUCGGUUUUUGAUAUUGAUGACAUUUUGAUCCAACAUGAAACUUGGGUAUCAGAAUAUUCAAGUCCCAAGGAUUUGAAAUCCCAGAUGAAAUCUCCACCAAGAGUUUCUUACAAUGAAGACCCUGAAUUGAGAGCAGUCAAAAUCAAAGAUAUGGAGCCAAUUAAGAACGAGGACAGCGGAGAUUCCACGGAGCUUUUGGCGACAAAAGUCUUCAGUUUGACAGAAGAAGAAUUGAAAGAGUCAAAUUGGGUAUCAAAGAAUGUGGUCGAGUAUGAAAGAUUCGAAGAAAUCUGUGUGGAAGUUGAGGGGCUGAUCCUUGACGUGCUAUUGAACCAGGCCAUUGAUGACAUUGUGCAACUUUCUUAAGCUUGAAGAAGAAGAUGGAGCUGCCUCAAACCUGUAAAUAGUUAAUAGUCCUUGAUAAUAGUAUAAUAGUACUUCUUCAAGGUUUCGAUCUCUGUCACUUUGAAAUUUUAGCAAUUUUGGUGUGAAAGGAGUUUGGUUUCGCUGUGGCUGCAGCAAGCGGCAACUGGAAAAUUUAAUUGCUUGUCCCCUGCACCUAGAGAAAUAGACAUUUUGGGGGGCAGAUUUUUCUGUGAAAUCUAAUCUGAUUUGAUGGUAUCAUAAUUGAAAUUUUGAAUUCUCAUAA
Rosa chinensis is the source of this 1651-nucleotide messenger RNA. RefSeq lists its product as uncharacterized. The transcript has 2 exons. NCBI's taxonomy places the organism in Eukaryota, Viridiplantae, Streptophyta, Magnoliopsida, Rosales, Rosaceae. The record is from RefSeq and is a predicted model, not a curated record. Bases 130 to 1368 code for a protein of 412 amino acids.